UGCACCAAAGUAUUCAAGUGUAUUAAUGGGUAUUUCUAACUUUGCCUGUAAUAUCACUGGUUUUAUUUCACCAGAAGUGGUUGGAAGUCUUACAGAGCACGGAAUAUUCAUCAUCAAUGGGCAAUUGUAUUCUAUAUCACGGCUGCCAUCGAGGUUUUUGGAAUGCUCUUGUAUCUUGUAUUUGGUUCGUCAGAAAAACAACCAUGGGCUGAUAAUUGAGUCGUUCACUCACUUUCUGAAGUCUCUGUGUCCUCCCAGAGCAUUUUUAUGUUUUAUAAUUCAUCGUUCUUUUAUUUUUAAUCACUAUAACAUUCAAUAUUUAGAAAAUAUUUAUUAAAUUUUUGUUGCAGUACAGUUGUUUUUCUUUGCACGCACAGUCGUACACUACGUGCACCGCAGUGCAGCAGCAGUCCAGUAUCCACUGACUUGGAUAUGUGUUUUAGUCACGUGAUCUAAUUUCGGUAACUUUGUGACAUUCAUUUAUACUGAUCAUACACUUUAUCUUGUAGUCAUUUCACCCAUUUGCAAUUUUCAAAACAUUUAAAAUUUGUAAAUACUGACAGUAAUAAAAUAUCAAUGAAUGACUUAAGUCACUCGACUUAAUUUGUCAAAAAUAACAGGUGCAUGUCUUGUCAACAACACUAGGUACAUGUCAUUGAUAUCAAUGAUUAAUCCAGGUGCCUUGAUCAAAUUUACUAAAUCAUAAAAGCCACUCACUCAUGCUAUUCAAGUCAGUUAAAAUAACUGCAAACGUUGGUCAGCCAAGAUCUUACAAGCUAGACCCAAGCAUGGCACACAUGCAAAAUGUCAAUGACAACCAUAGAGUCCUGAUGUCCACCAAGCAAUUCAGGAGGAAAAGAUCAAGGAAACUCAUACCGACUGUACCUGAAAAAUGGAAGGAAGAAUUUGACAAAUUAGCACUGAAACCAAGGUCAAUCCAAAUCAAAUUGCUAAAUCCACACAUCACGUGUCCAGUUUGUCAAGGAUAUUUAGUUGAUGCUACAACAAUAACUGAAUGUCUACACUCAUUUUGUAGAAGUUGUAUUGUGAAGCAUUUUGAGAGAGUUCGUUGCAACUACAAAUGUCCACUAUGCCAUGAGCUUGUGCAUAAAACAAAUCCUUGGUAUAAUCUGAAAACCGAUUGUGUUCUUCAGGACAUAGUUAAUAAACUGGUACCUGAUUUUGCAGAAGCUGAAGAAAGAUGCCGAAGAGUUUUCUACAAAAGCAGGGGACUUGCCAUCCCAGACAAAGUCAUAAAACCAGACAUACAGAGACCUCAAAUUAAUCAUGCUACAGUUACAAGAGCAGAAAGUACCUACUCUCAAUCACACCCACAACAAGUAGAAGCACCUUUGGAACCUAUUGAAAAUACACCAGAAUACUACAUUGAAGAUGAGAAUGAUGAAAUUACAAUGCAACUUGAAAUGAAAAGUGUUGAUGAAUUCACACUUGAAGAUAUAGAGCCAUUGAAAAGAAAAUUUGUCCGUUGCUCGAAUCAGGUGACAAUUGGAUUACUUCAAGCAUUCUUAGCAAAGAAAUUGAAUCUUGAAGCUGCAAAUCAGAUUGAAAUAAUUUGUAAUGAUAUGGAAAUGGGAUCAGACUUUACUUUGCAGUUUAUAAAAGAAACUAUUGCCGAGGAAGAAGACAGCAGUAAACCAUUGCUUUUGUAUUAUGGUCUCAGUGAUAUAUACUGAGCAUAAACUAGAGAAGAGUGAGGAAAGUGUUAAUAAAAGUGAUGUUCAGGCUGACUCUUAUCAUUUCCGAACUCAAGUAAUGUUAACAAGAUGAAAGAACAAGAACACUUUACUUAACAUUGACCUGUAGGAGAACAGAUGAAUUAAAUCUAAAUCAGCAUGAUAGUAUCAGUUGCUCUCGCGACUAAAGUAAUUUAUUCCUAGUCGUUUUCCACUUAUAUAAACCAAAGAAAAGAACAAAGAAAAGUUAUUAUUACAUAACUCAAAGGUCUUACGUGCCUUUCACGUUGAUUACCACAAGCGAAAGAACUUAAGUGUGCGCUUGAAAACUUUUCAUGCAAAGCUUCAACUUGGAACAUCAACUCAUUUAAACUCUUGCCUGUCUUAUUGUAUGCCAGAAAAAGUUUAAUGUUUAUAUAUGGAAUCCAUUUAUCAUACAA
Molecule: messenger RNA, 2134 nt
Organism: Xenia sp. Carnegie-2017
Lineage: Eukaryota; Metazoa; Cnidaria; Anthozoa; Malacalcyonacea; Xeniidae
Product: polycomb group RING finger protein 3-like
Exons: 12
Coding region: 720-1694 (324 amino acids)
Biological process (GO): regulation of transcription by RNA polymerase II
Cellular component (GO): PRC1 complex
Molecular function (GO): metal ion binding
Source: RefSeq, a predicted model, not a curated record